AGCAACGGACUGACUCACACAUUCUGACCGAACGAGGACUCUUGAGGAAUGGCCUCUGAACGGGAUCACGGAUCCAAUUCCACCAGAUAUCUGAGCAACCAGUUCGUGCAGCCGACGUGGCGCAUCGCGCUGUGGUCGGUGGCUUACAGCACCGUGCUCACAGUGGCCGUCCUCGGGAACCUGGUCGUGAUUUGGAUUAUUCUGGCGCACAAGCGCAUGAGGACAGUGACCAGCUAUUUCCUGCUGAACCUUGCUUUCGCUGACGUCUCCAUGGCCGCGUUCAACACCCUCAUCAACUUCAUCUACGCGGCUCAUGGAGAGUGGUACUUUGGAGAAGUCUACUGCAGGUUCCACAACUUCUUCCCCGUCACUGCUGUGUUCGCCAGCAUCUAUUCCAUGACUGCUAUAGCCAUCGACAGGUACAUAGCCAUAAUCCACCCUCUGAAACCUCGUCUGUCAGCAAAGGCUACUGUGGCCGUCAUUGUCUGUAUCUGGAGUUUGGCCGUGGUUCUUGCUUUGCCUCUCUGCUACUUUUCCACCACUCGAGCUCUGCCCCACAGAACCCUCUGCUACGUGGCCUGGCCCCGCAUGGCUGACGACGCCUUCAUGUAUCAUACAAUAGUGACAGUUCUGGUCUACGUGCUGCCUGUGGUGGUGAUGACCAUCACUUACACCAUCGUGGGUGUGACACUGUGGGGAGGAGUGAUCCCUGGAGACUCCUCAGAGAACUAUCACAGACAGCUCAGAGCCAAACGGAAGGUGGUGAAGAUGAUGAUCAUUGUAGUGUUGACUUUUGCCCUGUGCUGGUUGCCGUAUCAUGUCUAUUUCAUUGUGACGGGUCUCAACAAGCAUCUGAGCAAGUGGAAGUACAUCCAGCAGGUUUACCUGUCAGUGAUGUGGCUGGCAAUGAGCUCCACCAUGUACAACCCCAUCAUCUACUGCUGCCUCAACAGCAGGUUUCGCGCCGGUUUCAAGCAUGUAUUCCGCUGGUGUCCACUCGUCCACGUCGCAAGCUAUGACGAGCUAGAGCUCAAGAAUACAAGACUGCGUCCAGGUUGUCAGAACAGCAUGUGCACACUGUCCCGGGUCGACACCAGCAUCCUCAGCAAAGACAAGAGCACUCGCUCUCAUGGAAACCGGUCAAAACUGAACUCUGAGCUCAAUACCAAAGGCAGUUGACUCUAUGCAUGGAGCACAACAUCCAUUAAAAUUAUAAAGCCCGCUCUUUUACUUCAGGUUAAUUGUCACUUGGGCUUUUUAUUAUGAACUUAGCAAUUAAAAUACACAUCAAAAACAUUAACAUUAGUAGUUACUCGCUAAAUUCUAUAAUCCGUUGCUAAAUAAUAUUAACUUCUGCAGACCCCAACUGUAGAGCAUCUGUAUCAUUGGCUGAAACCAGGAAGUGACCAUGCAUAUAGUCAGUUAGCUAUAUUCACAUUAGCUAUAUUGCCCUGGUAUGUCGUAUUUCACCAUCAUCAACUGUCUGAUAUCUUUUGACAGUAUAUG
Solea solea (common sole) is the source of this 1506-nucleotide messenger RNA. RefSeq names its product tachykinin receptor 3-like (gene tacr3l). Gene Ontology annotation, molecular function: tachykinin receptor activity. Gene Ontology annotation, cellular component: plasma membrane; sperm midpiece. The transcript is spliced from 5 exons. Bases 49 to 1179 code for a protein of 376 amino acids. Gene Ontology annotation, biological process: G protein-coupled receptor signaling pathway; positive regulation of flagellated sperm motility. The record is from RefSeq and is a predicted model, not a curated record. NCBI's taxonomy places the organism in Eukaryota, Metazoa, Chordata, Actinopteri, Pleuronectiformes, Soleidae.